Messenger RNA from Marasmius oreades (fairy-ring Marasmius), 1306 nucleotides. RefSeq lists its product as uncharacterized. Gene Ontology annotation, biological process: Golgi organization; protein secretion. The transcript has 5 exons. Gene Ontology annotation, cellular component: Golgi apparatus. Lineage: Eukaryota; Fungi; Basidiomycota; Agaricomycetes; Agaricales; Marasmiaceae. Bases 209 to 1198 code for a protein of 329 amino acids. The record is from RefSeq and is a predicted model, not a curated record.
CCCACGUGUCUCCCCGCCUCCGCACCACCAAGUCAUCGCAAUACUUAUCCCUUACAGGUUGCCAGUUGUUAGAUUUGCCAGCCACUAUCAAGUCCAUUAAGUAUCAUUCACUCCAUAGCAAGCGCCGUUAUCCACAAUCGUACCCACGCUUUGGCUCAAACUUUAUCAACUCCAAAUCUCAGUUGACAUUUCUCUUACGGGAUCGUAAAUGUGCAUCGUGUUCUGGACCUUUGAUCAUCCCGAUUACUCGUUAAUACUAUGUAGCAAUCGCGAUGAAUAUCUCAGCCGACCAACCAAGGAUGCGGCUUUUCAUUCGUUCGAACACGACCACGAGGCUCAUUCGAACGCACCAGGUGCAAUCCUGUCAGGGAUCGACGAAAUGGGCGGUGGUACCUGGCUAGGCCUCUCCCGGACCGGGAAGGUUGCUGUACUAACAAACAUUACUGAAGCGUUCGAUCCGUCUGUUAUCACCUCGAGGGGCUCUCUUGUUUCGUCCUUCUUGCUCCUCGAAUCUGAUGAGCCGUUCGAAGAGCAGGUCAGACAAUGUUUCCCUCGGGACGCCAAGUACUCCGGCUUCAACCUCCUUCUUUUCGCGCCUCGAGUGGUACCUGCUACAUCAUCACAAUCCAGCGAUUUGGAACUACGAUACGACAACUCUUCUUUAGUCACAAACGGGGGCGCGUGUGGCCCAAUCACUUCCCGUCAACUUAGCGCGAAGGAACGUUCCUGUGGUGGGUUCUCUAAUGGAGUCGAUGGAGUCGAUGGAGAUGGAAGUGAAUGGCCCAAAGUAACACAUGGAUUGCGAGAUUUAGAGAAUCUCAUAUCACAAGUAACUCAAGCUUCAAACAAGCAAACCGACGAAUCCGAACUUGCGGACCGAUUGUUUGAAUUACUCUCCUGGAAGUCCCCAGAACCUCUCACAGAGCGAAGCCAACUGAGGAACACGGUGGAGGUUGUACCCCUUCCAGCUACGUGGGGCAGCGGAAGGGCUGAAUAUUAUGGCACGCGUUUGUCGACUGUCCUGUUAAUUCGGAGGGAUGGGCAGGUGACAUUCAUUGAACGAGAUAUAUGGAAGCUUGUCGAUGGGAAAGUGACGAGAUGGGGAGGCAAUAUAGGUAACAGCAACAAUAAGUCUCCUACGAACACUCCUUCCGAACGUACAUUUCGCUUCCAACUUGACCUUCGGUCCCCCUCUUGAUUAUUUUUCUCUCGUUCUUUACUUAAACUCUUCCAAAGUACAUUACAUUACUUGGAACGGAUUAACGGAAAUCAUAAUCCAUGUCGCCGGGUCUUUUUAAAAAUCUCG